AUGGCGCCAGGAACGAAUCAUGUAUGGCUCUGGCUUGGAAUCGCCGCCUUCGGAAGCGUGCUUUACGUCGCUGGAGUUGUUGUCUACCGGAUAUUCUUCCACCCUCUGGCUAAAUACCCAGGCCCCUUGCUUGCGAAAGUGACGGAUUGCUACCAGCUCUACCACGCAUGGAAGGGUGACCGUCAUCUUGACUUUCAUAAGCUUCACAGCCAAUAUGGUAAAAUUGUCCGCUUCGGUCCCAACUCCGUCUCAUUCAACUCCGCCACAUCUCUGAAAGAAAUCUACGGAUUUCGAUCCAACGUCCGCAAGGCCGAAUUCUACAAUGCCUUCGUCCACCCCGCCCCGAACACCCACAACGCGCGCGACAGGGAGCUCCACGCCCGCAAGCGUCGCGUCCUCGCCCACGCCUUCUCGGACAGCGCGAUGAAGGAGAUGGAGCGGUACAUUCUCGGCAACGUGCGAUCAUUCACGACGGAAAUCGGCCGUGGUGGCUCGCCCGAUACCAAGGGAUGGUCGGAACCCAAGAACAUGACCGACUGGUGUAAUUACCUCGCCAUGGAUAUCCUCGGAGACCUGUCGUUCGGCAAGGCAUUCCACAUGCUCGAGGCCCCGGAUAAUCGCUUCGCACUGGAUUUGGUCGCGGCUGCAACCAAGAGACAUCUGAUCUGCGGCACGAUGCCGAUCGUCGACAAGCUCAAGCUCGAUAAGCUCCUGUUCCCGACCAUCGCGGCCGGUCGCGCCAGGUACAUGGCGUACAGCAAGGGCCAAUUGACCGAGAGAACGAAAAUGGGAGAGGACACCGACCGUAGAGACUUCUUCUACUACCUCCUCAAGGCGCGCGACCCGGAGACCGGACAAGGUUUCUCGACGCCUGAGCUCUGGGGAGAAUCCAACCUACUUAUCAUCGCCGGCUCUGACACGACAUCGACUGCCAUGGCUGCCACCAUCUUCUACCUCGUGCGCAACCCGGUUGCCCUCGCUAAGGUGACUGAGGAAGUCCGCAGCAAGUUCUCCAACGUUGAAGAGAUCUGCCAAGGCGCGACUCUCAACUCAUGUCACUACCUGCGUGCCUGCAUCGACGAGGCAAUGAGACUCUCUCCCUCAGUGGGCGGCCUUCUCCCGCGCGAGGUCCAGGCCGGCGGCAUGACCAUCGACGGAGAUCACAUCCCUGCCGGCACCGUCGUCGGAACACCGCACUACACCAUUCACCACAACGAGGAAUACUAUCCCUCGGCGUAUUCAUACAUUCCCGAGCGCUGGCUAGUCGGCGCGACAAACCCGGUCUCGGGCCAGCAGACGACGGAGGCGGACACGGCGAGGGCGCAGAGCGCGUUCUGUCCGUUUUCGAUCGGUGCGAGAGGGUGCAUCGGCAAGGGACUCGCGUACGCUGAGAUGUCUACCGCGAUCGCGCGCACAUUGUUCUUGUAUGACAUGCGCAAGGCGGUCGGCGUCGUUGACCCGGCCGAGGGGCGGGCUGAUUUGGAAGAGGGACGGAGGAGGGUUUCGGAGUUCCAGCUGUAUGACACUUUUACGAGUAUGAAGGAUGGCCCGUUGGUGGAAUUCCGGGAGAAGGCUUAG
This is a messenger RNA of Colletotrichum karsti, 1578 nucleotides long. Its product is annotated as cytochrome p450 family protein. NCBI's taxonomy places the organism in Eukaryota, Fungi, Ascomycota, Sordariomycetes, Glomerellales, Glomerellaceae. The record is from RefSeq and is a predicted model, not a curated record. The coding region runs from base 1 to 1578 and encodes 525 amino acids. The transcript is spliced from 4 exons. Gene Ontology annotation, molecular function: oxidoreductase activity, acting on paired donors, with incorporation or reduction of molecular oxygen; monooxygenase activity; iron ion binding.